GAGGGUGAGGGUGUUCUUCACAGGCUCCGGGCAUCCUCAGACAGGUGGAGGAGACGUCCUCAAGCAGCUGAACCGCACCGCGCUCGGACUGGGCUGGGCUGCGGGACGAGCGGCGGCGUUCGCUGCGCGCGCUCGGUGCACGGAUCCCCCCCACCCCUCCUUCCUCCUCUUCUUCCUCCCUGCAGCUGAUGCCUCAUCCGAAAACAUGCUUUGGCUGAUUCCUCCUCAUCCUUAUCCCCCGCACACAUGCUCGGUAUUCCCAGCGCGCACGCGGGGAGGACGAGGGAUGUAGCCGCAGCUGGAUAAAUGAGGAGAACCCAUGGGCUUCAGCUUCUUCCCUGAGAUUCUCACCGUUUAACCGGGGAUAUCACACCGCCGCUCCGGUCAUGGAGAGCCAAGCAGUCGAGCCGCAGAGCUAUGAAGAUGUGCAGAAAAGCGGCUACCUCCGCAAACACAAAUCGAUGCACCGGCGGUUCUUCGUGCUGAGGGCGGCCUCGGAGCACGGUCCGGCUCGGCUCGAGUACUACGAGAACGAGAAGAAAUUCCGCAGUAAAUCACCUGUGCCCAAGAAGGUCCUGAACCUGGAGACCUGCUUCAACAUCAACAAGCGGGCGGAUUCCAAGAACAAGCACAUGAUCGUGCUCUACACCCGCAGCGAGAGCUUUGCCAUCGCUGCGGACAGCGAGGAGGUCCAGAAUGAGUGGUACCAAGCCAUGCUGGAUCUCCAGUGCAACUGUAAAACCCCUGAAGACUAUGGCAGCAGUGGGGAGUGUAGCUCUCCAUCUCCCAUCCCAACAUUUAAGGAGGUAUGGCAAGUCAAGGUUUGGCCUAAAGGUCUUGGACAUGCCAGAAACCUGGUGGGCAUCUACCGGUUGUGCCUAACUGAUAAGACAGUCAACUUUGUCAAACUCAAUUCUGACGUGGCCGCCGUGGUGCUGCAGCUGAUGAAUGUUCGCAGGUGCGGCCAUUCAGAGAACUUCUUUUUCAUUGAGGUGGGACGCUCAGCAAUCACAGGUCCUGGAGAGUUCUGGAUGCAAGUGGACGACUCUGUGGUGGCUCAGAACAUGCACGAGACCCUGCUGGAGGCUAUGAAGGCCCUGAGCGAGGAGUUCCGACAACGGAGCAAGUCUCAGUCUGUAGGAACAUCAUGUGGUGGUGGUACUGCUUCGAAUCCCAUCAGUGUGCCGAGUCGGCGUCAUCACCCGAAUCUGCCACCGAGCCAGGUGGGCUUUUCCAGGAGAGCACGCACUGAGACUCCAGGAACAGGUGGUAGCAGCACAAGCACUUCCCCCACUUCAAGACACGGGUUUCCAAGGGCAAGGACAGCCAGCAUUGGAGCCCGGUCAGAGGAGGGAGGAGCGAGCGCCAGAGGGACAUGGGCCAGUUCCAGCCCAAGUCUCAAUGGAUCCUGCUCAACUACUCCAACGCUAAGACCCAAACCCACCAGGGCCCCGACCCCAGCAAAGAUUACCUUGAGCCUUGCACGUUACACACCCAACCCUGCUCCCUCUCCUGCACCAAGCCUGUCCUCCAGUUCAGGUCACGGAUCUGAAUGUGGCCUAGUUGGGUCUGUGGUGGGAGGCAUGUCCAUUUGCUCCUACGCCCGUGUUUCUCAAAGAGUUUCUGUUUCAGGUUCACCGAGCGACUAUGGAUCCUCAGAUGAAUACGGCUCUAGUCCUGGUGAGCACUCUCUGCUAAUACCAAGUCUGUCUGGACAUCACUCACACGGAGAAGGCUCCUCCAGCUACAUAGUAAUGGGACAAAGAGAAGGGCUGCACGGCUCCCAUCAUUAUUCCAAAGGCAGACGGAUUUUGCGACGCUCGUCUAGUCGGGAGUCUGAGGCCGAGCGAAGGCUGCUGAGUAAGAGGGCUUCACUGCCUUUGGCAACUCAUGAAAGACUGACCCCGCACAGAAAAGAUGAAGAUGAUGAUGACGAAGAAGAGUACGCCAUCAUGUCACGGAGUACUAACAGAGAGAGGACAGAUCUGCAUCGGGGCUCAGAGAAUCCAGCAGUUCAGGCCAGGCGGCUUGAAGAUGAAGGGAAGAACAGGAAGAGGGCUGACAAAAGCAGGGCACAUGGGGGUGAAGGAGCAACUGUAGACAGCGGCUAUAUGUCAAUGUUACCCGGGGUGACAUCCCCGCCUGUUUCGCUGUCUCUUUCGAUGGGAAUGUAUGACUCCGGGGCUAAACCGGGGGCGGAUGACGAGUACAUGGCCAUGACCCCAAACAGUAGUGUGUCCCCCCCUCAGCACAUCCGCCAACCCACUUCAGAGGGCUAUAUGGUCAUGUCCCCUAACAGCAGCAGUUCUACAGACCUGCACGGGCUGGGCAUGUGGGAGAGCAGGGCGAGCAUGGAGAGCCGGGUAGCCGGUGAUUACAUGAACAUUUCCCCCAUCAGCAGCCGCUCCGCCUGCAGCACUCCGCCUUCACACCCUGAGCAGCACCAGUUGCAACCCAAAAUGUUCAACUCAUACUUCUCACUGCCACGAGCCUAUCAGCACACCCUCUAUACUCGCUUUGAGGAGGACUUGAACAAAGGAGAGGAAAAAAAAGACAGUAGUGGGAAUGACAGUGCUGGAAGGGGAGGGAGAACGGGGUACAACAAAAGAAACAAAAUAGCAGUGGGCUCUGCAGGAGGCUGCCAACUCUCCAUGUCCUCCUCUUCUUUCUCCUCCAGCUCUGCCAGCAGUGAAAGCCUUGAAGACAAGUCCCUAUCUACCGGCCGAGGGUUGAGUUUAUUAAGAACCGGGACAGAAUACAAAAGUGCAGGAACAUCCACAAAGGAUGGACGUCACCACCAAAAACGUUCAUCUAGCAGUAAAAGCCCGAAGCAGCAGAGGAGGGGGCGUCCCCUGAGCGUAUCUUCAGAUAUUGCAAAGGCAAACACUUUACCAAGGGUUAAGGAAAAUCUACCACCAUCAGGAUCCCAGAAUGUUGGGGACUAUGUCAGCAUUGUCUUUAAGGAAGACAGUGCAUACGAUAAGGGCAGGAGUGGACCGCCCAUUAUCCAUGGAACUCUGCGCCCCAUAAACCAGCCUCUCCUCGGUCACGAUAACCCUGCUAACCUUCCCCGCAGUUUCUCUGCACCGCUGUCCACCUCUGCAGAGUACGUGAAUAUGGAUUUAGGGAAAUCCACAACACCUCCAACUCAUGUUAGAUCCACCUUCAGUACCCUACAGGGUCCAGCAGCUGUCAUCCCCAAGGCCCGACAUGAACAUGGCUCAUCCUCUCCGCUGGCAGCAGAAGGUUACAGAGCAAAAAUAAACACUGCAACAGUGCCGACUGAUGUUCCAGUCCAUUUUAUUGAUAGCAAAGGUUCAGAUUCAAGGAACUCAGUAAGACCUGCCAUUCAUUCUAGUCAACCUCUAUCUAGAGAGCAGGAGACAAGUUUGGAGUCUUCCCCGGUUAAGUCCUUCCAGUCGCCAGACCGGAGCAGCAGACUGGUCCGAGGUAAUCAGCAGGGACACUUGAGCCACAGAUCUGAAGCAUUCAGCUCACCAUCAUCUUUACCACCAUACCCAUCUUCUUCUACCUCCCUCUUCUCUGAGGGCAACCAGGCAGCCAGCCGGCAGGGUUUGGAUUGCUCACUGUGGGAGAAUGGGCAGGCCUCCGGUUUGUCUGCCCCAUCUCCACCACAAGCCUCCACCUCAUCCACUGAACAAGGCCUUAACUACAUAGACCUUGACCUAGCCUUGAAGGAGAGCGCUCAGACUGGAGUGGAGCACACCUCAUCCGUCUACAAUGUUGGAGGGAGUACAAUGGGAAGCAGUGUUGGCUCUGCCCUUAACACUUACGCCAGUAUUGAUUUCUACAAAUCAGAGGAACUUCGAACGAGCCAGAACAGUAGAAAGGAUGGUCAAGACUGUUGAUCUCCAUCUCGGCCUCUGAUGCGACUGCUCACCACUCGCCUCGCCUCAUCAUUUGUUGCCACAACAGGAACUGUAAGCUGGAGUUGGAACGCUGAAACUGAGGAUUUCUCAUCCCGUCUGCUGUUUUCUGUCAACCAAAUGUGUGCCAAACACACACACACACACACAUUAACACAAACCCAUAUAUAUAAACUCUACACACAGCUACAUUUGAAGGAAAGGCUUUGCCUUGUUUGAACCAUUCUGACACCUGAUCUUUGUUUAACGUGGUACAAAGAAGGACUGAGCCCACAUGUGUCCAAUCUGUUGAUUAUUGACAAAGUUAUUUCAAACUUAAUUAAUGUAUUUAAGGCUAAAUGAAACUGUUGAAAUCCAGAAAAGCAAAUUAAAUCUUUUUGGCUGUGAUUUCAGAGCCGAUUGGCUUAAUUAAAGUUUCACAUAACAGAAAAUUAGCAGCCGUUUUUUUAUCUAAUCGAUCUGUUGAAUUUUAAUGUGGUUCUAUCUCCUCCUUCUUUGUAUAUAUAGUUUUAAAGAUCACCAGGUUAUCUUUUAGGUUUGAGCAAACAGGAAGAAAACAGGUGAACGCAAGUUUCUUAAACGCACCAUCUCACUGUAAACAGUUUAAAAUUACCAUCUACUGUAAAGUUGCCUAAAAAAGCUUUUAUACGUCUCUACUACAGCUCUUGUGUUACUGAGUUUCUUCAAAAACACUGCUAGAAAUAUUUUUACACAUAAAGACUCAACACAGCGCCCUUUACGUUUAUUUGCACUCCUGGUAAAGAUGUGUAAAAAAGCCUUUAAAUAAAUGAGUAUUUUACUGCAUCAGCAUAAUCUUAGUAAAAAAAAAACUUGAUCUUUAUUUUUAGAACAGCUUUAUUAAAGAUACAUGUUUACAUUUACUGUUUUAGGAUAAAAAUCUUAAUCCUGCAACUGGUAACUGGAUCAGUUUCUUGUGACGACUUGUCUAAGGUUUUAUUAAAGGGGGUUAGGAGAUUAAAAUUAAAAUUUUCUGUUGAUUCUUGGGAGUAAAUUUGGAUAUUUUGCUUGCUCAUCUUUUCAUGGUCUUUGGAGGAGAAAUAAGCCCACAGCACCACAGAUCCUCCUCCAUGCUUAUCAGGGGGCUUAGGGUGGUUAUAAAAAUUCCUCCUUUGUUUAAAACCUUAGUCUGCUUAGGAAAAGCAUUUUAUUUAAAUUACCAAACCAGCUCUACUUAAAGUCCUAGGGGCAUUUACCAGUCAUGUCUAUGAUUGUAAGGUGCAACUAUGGCCUAGUGGUUUUUACAGAGAAACUUGGUGGUAUAGAGUUGCAAACGUGCUGCAAAUACAUAAAUGUGCAGCAAAUAUAAAAAACAUAUCACAAACACAAAAACCUGAGGCUAACACAUAAACACAAACAAUAUGUGCAAAGGCCAAAUGCUGCAAAAGAGAGAGGCUACAAUUGCAUUGAAGUAACAGCAGAGUGCAAAUGCAAACACAAAACCCACUGAAAGAUGCUAACACACAAAAUAUGUGCAAAAAGAAGUGCUAGUUAAUAAAAGCUGGCUACUAGGGGGAGAUGAUCACUAACCUCAUUAUGGGACCAAAAUCUUAGUAAACCCAUAAAUGCGAUACUGAGGAAUAUUAAGUGUUAAGAAAGGAUUCAAAUCAGGCAUAUCGCUAAUGUUUUUUGUUAAUCAUCUGGUCCAUAGGUAGUAAUUUUAAGUAAUAUCUAUGAUCUGGUCCCAUUAAGGCUGUUUUAUGUUUGUAUGUCUGCAUGUGUGUUGCAGUUAAUGCAGGUAUGUCCCCGCCCCCUCCGCAGCCACUCUGCUGCACCUCUCAGAAAUUGUAGGUGACUGCAGACAGGAGGCCUCUGAUUGGUCAAAUCUACAUCCGCUCUACAGUAUGCGUAUUUCCUGUUUCUACCUUACCGGCUCGUUUUGUUUGUAUGACAAUUUUCCCCAUUGGGGAAAACGAUUCGUAAAGAUGGACCAGCUAUAAGAGCGAAGUACGCGAGAACGCUGGGACCCUUUUUCCACCUGGACCCCCGCUCUUUUUUGUCCUCAUCUCCCUACGUUGUCACACAAACUUGCCCCUCGUGUUUUUCCACUUCCUCACCGCCUAGGCCGUAUCUAGACCCACAGCUAGUUCGUGAUUGUCCCUCUUGCGUUGUGGCGCGGAAUAACAUAGUGCAGACCAUGCUUCAAAAUUUGGCAUAAAUGUAAAAAUAUCUGCGUCAUACCUGCGAUAAGAUCACUGCAACACACUGCUGUAUAACCAGGCCUUUAGAGUUCAUGAUUGUCUCCCUCUAGUGGUCGGGAGCAAUUCCUGUUAUGUGGAGCAAAAUUUCAGCUUUUCUUGCUUGCACUUGUUUUUGCUUCUCGCAGCAUUAUUCCUGUGCAUGUGUUUUUGUGUUAAUCUAAUUUCUGUUUUUGCAGCACAUCAAUGUCUUUGCAAUGCUUUUGCACCCCUCAGCCACCGAAAGAUCCCUAUAACAGUAUCUGGAGAUCUUAAAAUCGAAGCUUUUUGUUUUCCUCAAGCAGCCUUUGUUUUAUCCUACUGUUAUUUGUAAUUAUUGCUCCUACAGUAAAUAUGGACAUAUUUAGAUAUAUAGCCUUUUU
Cyprinodon variegatus (sheepshead minnow) is the source of this 6465-nucleotide messenger RNA. RefSeq names its product insulin receptor substrate 1-B-like. Gene Ontology annotation, cellular component: plasma membrane; cytosol. Gene Ontology annotation, molecular function: insulin receptor binding; phosphatidylinositol 3-kinase binding. The transcript is spliced from 3 exons. The record is from RefSeq and is a predicted model, not a curated record. Lineage: Eukaryota; Metazoa; Chordata; Actinopteri; Cyprinodontiformes; Cyprinodontidae. Gene Ontology annotation, biological process: insulin receptor signaling pathway. Bases 387 to 3869 code for a protein of 1160 amino acids.